Messenger RNA from Betta splendens (Siamese fighting fish), 2187 nucleotides. Its product is annotated as enhancer of mRNA-decapping protein 3-like. Gene Ontology annotation, molecular function: mRNA binding. The record is from RefSeq and is a predicted model, not a curated record. Bases 138 to 1553 code for a protein of 471 amino acids. Gene Ontology annotation, cellular component: P-body. Gene Ontology annotation, biological process: deadenylation-independent decapping of nuclear-transcribed mRNA; P-body assembly. The transcript has 7 exons. NCBI's taxonomy places the organism in Eukaryota, Metazoa, Chordata, Actinopteri, Anabantiformes, Osphronemidae.
UGAUAGCGGAAGUGGCGUCACUAUACAGCGCAGAGAAGCUACACAAACAGACGCCUCGAGCUUUUGCUUUUCUUCACAUUUCGCUACAGAUUUAUCGACAGUUAGCUCCAUAUUCGACGAGGAGUACAGUGAGCAGAAUGGCCACAGACUGGUUGGGCAGUGUUGUGUCCGUGAACUGUGGGUCAACACUGGGGGUUUAUCAAGGAGAGGUGUCUUCUGUCGAUCGCGUGAGCCAGACCAUCUCUCUAAAACAGCCGUACCACAAUGGAAUUAAGUGUCCUGUUCCUGAGGUCACGUUCAGUGCCAUGGAUAUCAAGGAGUUGAAGUUCUUAGAUAUCCAGAGUACAGUUAACAAGUCCACCACAGGCCAGGCAGUUGCAAAAGAACCAAGUUCCGCAUCAGCAGGACGACUUGUCCAGAGCGACAAGAAUUCCCAUCCUCAAGUAACCAGCAGCAGCAGCUCCCAGGCCUCUACCGGCCCAAUUACCAUCCUACGCAGAGCUUCAUCCAACAGUCGAGGUCAGACGCAGGGCGUCCCGAAGAAGAACAGCGUGCGGACUGAAAGUGCAGGGGGGCCGGGGAGGUCCAAGGACGAUGAGUGUUUUGGUAAAAAGCACGACGAGGACCUGGACACGGACUUUGACUUUGAAGGCAAUCUGGCUCUGUUUGACAAAGCCGCCGUCUUCUCCGAGAUCGACGGGAGCGGCAGCCACAGCGGCAGGGCCCAGCGUCACAGCGCACAGGCCGAACAGAAGACUUAUCGCCACGAUGAGAACAUUCUGGAGGGCAAGCCUGUCGUCUAUCGGCAGAUAAGUGUCCCUCAGCAAGGGGGCAGAGAGUAUUGUACUGACUCGGGUCUCGUGGUUCCUAGCAUUCCCUAUGAGCUUCAUAAGCGUCUCCUCUCAGCUGCUGAGCGCUUCGGCCUGUCUGUUGAGCGCCGGCUGGAGGCGGUUGGUGUUUGCGCCAGCCAGAUGGCUCUCACUCUGCUGGGUGGUCCAAACAGACUCACCCCAAAAAACAACCAUCAGAGGCCCACCGUGAUCCUGCUGUGUGGUCCCCAUAUCCAAGGAGCGCAGGGCAUUAGCUGUGGUAGACAUUUAGCCAACCAUGACGUCGAGGUCAUUCUGUUACUGCCCAGCUUCGUGAAGAUGCAGCAGUUGGUCACCAGUGAGGUCAACCUGUACAGCAGGACCAGUGGCAAACAAGUGGCCAGCAUCAAAGAUCUGCCUGUAAGCCCAGUUGACUUGGUCAUCAACUGCUUAGACUGCCACGAGAACCAGCUGCUAAGAGAACAGUCCUGGUACCAAGCAGCUGCUGACUGGGCCAACCAGAACCGGGCUCCGGUCUUAAGUAUCGACCCUCCAGCCGGUGUGCAGCAUUCCGUUGAGGCGAAGUGGACUCUCUCUUUAGGACUCCCUCUACCUUUACCCGAUGCGGACAGUAGAAUCUAUCUCUGUGACAUUGGCAUCCCUAAACUGGUCUUCCAGGAAGUAGGAAUCAGUUACCACUCACCCUUUGGAUGUAAAUUUGUCAUUCCUCUGCACCCGGCGUGAGAGAGAACCCAGCCAUAACCUUUUGCACAUGCAGACUUUUCCACGGUCAGUUUAAUACAGAAUUGUUCAAGUAGCAAAUAUAGGUUACAAAACAAUCUUCUGUUACUAGAUGUGAGCAACUUCUGGGUUGAUCUUGGAAAAAAAAUACUCACACAUUCUAUACGUUUGUCGUCUGGAAACUCCCAGAGGUUGCUGCAUGUGACACCUUUUGUUUCUGAAAGGAAUAGGUUUCCUGUCUUUUGGUGUGUUUUGAUAAGCGCUCUGUCACGAUGUGAAUAUGUUUACAAAAUGCUGACUACUGAGAGUCAAUCUGUGACCUCUCACCCUGUCACCAUUUAAAGCAGCAGAAACAUGUUUCCUGUUUCCUCCUUUAGGUUAAGUGUAGAGUCUAGUCCUAACCCCUUGACCACCAGCACAUUACAACCUAAAGCUGUUUCCAGCCUACAGUUGCCAAACACUGGAUGUCCAUUAUUUUUCAAUUUAAUGUGUUGAAACCUUUUUUUUAUAUUUUACUCACAUUGGUGCUAUUGUCAGGUAAUGGUUGUAGCCACUAAAAGUGUAUAUAUAGAGAGAUUUACUUUUUGAAUAUGUCUCAGGAAUAAUGUGAAGAAAUAAAAAUAUAUAUUUGCAUUGA